AAUGCAUACCCUUUUUUGACAAAGAAGAAGAAAAUUGCUGAUCAGUUUGAAAGUAGCAGCUUCAUUGGUAAUGCCUAGGAAAUUUCACGAGAGUUUAAUUACACAGUGACAGUGACCCACUCAAACCAUCUUGAUCCACUUCCUUAAUAUAAAGCUCCUUACUCACAUAUCUCUCUGCACUCAAUAACUCGUGACCCUUCUUCCUUCAAAGAAGCUACCAAGAUUUCAAUCUCUUCCAUGGCCAUCCCAAAUGUCUCAUCCUCCUCCUCCCCUUCUUCUUCCCAUCCUUGGAUUUAUGAUGUUUUCCUUAGUUUCAGAGGGGAAGAUACCCGCAAUACCUUUACCGGUCAUCUAUAUAACGCUCUCAUUAUAAAGGGGAUCAACACCUUCAGAGAUGAUGUGGAUCUUCAGAAAGGAGACGAAAUCUCCCCAGCACUUUUGGAAGCCAUUGAACAAUCUAAAAUUUCCAUCAUCGUCUUCUCUAAGGACUAUUGCACCUCCACGUGGUGCUUAGAUGAACUUGUCAAGAUUCUCGAGUGUCGGAAAUCGAUCGGCCAAAUGGUUCAACCCAUUUUCUACAAUGUGGAUCCUUCAGAUGUGCGGAAACAGUUUGUAAAAGAUCUCGAUAUGCAUGAAAAUAAAGUCAAGGAUGAUAUACAAAGGGUGUUGAGGUGGAAGGUGGCUCUCAAAGAAGCAGCCAAUUUGUCCGGUUGGCAUUUGGACAAUGGGCAUGAGUCCCAUUUUAUCCAACACAUCGUAGAAGAGAUAUCAAGUAUAUUAAUGAAGUGCACAUUUUUAUAUGUUGCGAAGAACCCAGUUGGAUUAGAUUCUCACAUAAAGGCCAUUAGUAAGUUGUUGAGUGUUGGGAAUGAUGACGUUCGCAUGGUUGGAAUCCAUGGAAUUGGUGGAAUAGGUAAAACCACUAUCGCAAAAGCUGUAUACAACUCCUUUGCUCCUCAAUUUCAAAGUUGCUGCUUUCUUGCUAGCGUCCGAGAAACUAUAAACCCGUCCGACCUUGUUCCAUUACAAGAAACACUUCUAUCUGAGACCUUGCGCAUGAAUACCAACUUAAAGGUGGGAAGUGUGGAUAGAGGAAUUACUGUAAUAAAGGAGAGGCUCUGCCAUAAGAAGGUUCUUUUAGUUCUUGAUGAUGUCAAUGAGGUGGAACAACUUGAGAAAUUAGCAGGAGAUAAGAAUUGGUUUGGUCCAGGAAGUAGAAUCAUUAUUACAACCAGAGAUCAACAUGUGCUAGAUACUCAUGGGGUAGAAAGAAGAUACAAGGUCCAAGAAUUAAGUGAUGCUGAUGCUCUUCAACUUCUUAGUUGGAAGGCUUUCCGUAAGUCUUAUCCUGAAGAAGGGUAUAAGGAGCUCGCAAAUAGUGUGGUUCAGUACGCCAAGGGCCUUCCCUUGGUUCUAGUGGUGCUGGGGUCUUUACUAUGUGGUAGAAGAAAACCUGAAUGGGAAAGCACAAUAUGUAAAAUGCAAAAAAGUCUUCAUAAAAAGGUCUACGAAAUGCUUAAGAUAAGCUUUGAUGCACUGGACGACAAGGAGAAGGCUAUCUUUCUUGAUAUUGCGUGUUUCUUUAAGGAAAAAAAGAAAGAUUUUGUAACAAAAAUUUUGGAAGCGAGUGAUUUUGAUCCAGUUAUUGGAAUACAAGUUCUCAUCGAAAGAUCUUUGGUGAAUGUUGAUCAACAUGACCGAUUGCAGAUGCAUGACGUGAUACAAUUGAUGGGUAGGAAUAUUGUUCAUCAAGAAUCUCCCGACGAGCCAGGAAAGCGAAGCCGAUUAUGGUCUCAUGAGGAUAUUCUCCGUGUUCUUAAGGAAAAUACGGGAACUUAUAAUGCAAUUCAAGGCAUAAAGCUAGAUUUGUUCGGGCAAAAAGAUAUUUUGCUGAAUCCUAGUGCGUUUACAAGAAUGAAAAGGCUUAGAGUGCUUAUAAUCCGUCAUGCACGCUUUUCAAAGAGUCCUAAAAGUUGGUCUAAUGAGCUAAUAUUGCUUGAUUGGAAUGGAUAUCCAUCACCAUCUCUGCCGUCCAAUUUUCAUUCUCAGAAACUUGUUGCUCUCAACAUGAGUCACAGUAAAAUCAAGCAAAUCAAAGGAAUAAAGGUUUGCGAAAAUUUGAGGGAAAUAAAUUUUUCUUCGUGUAAAUACUUGACGUGCAUCCCUGAUGUCUCAAUGAUGGCAAAUCUUGAGAGGUUGCAUCUUUUUGGCUGUUGCAAUUUAGUUGAGGUUCAUCGAUCUGUUGGAAUUUUAAACAAACUGUCUGAUUUGGAUGUUACCAAUUGCUCUAAACUUAGACGCCUUCCUAACCUGAAGUUGCCACGUCUUAAAAUCCUAGGACUUUCUUGGUGCACAAGUCUGGAGAAAUUUCCAAAUAUUGUUGGAGAAACUCCUCGUUUCGAUGAAAUUUGGUUUCGUGACAAUCCCAUUAUUCAAGAACUGCCUUUACCAAUUGAAUAUCUCAUUGGGCUUAAAAGGAUAAUAAUACAGUUAUGCGAUAACUUUAGAGAUCUCCCUAGAAGCGUUUCUAAGUUGCCACGUCUCGAGUAUCUUAUUCUUCGGCGUUGCAGAAACCUUGGAAGGUUUCCAAAAUCGUCGUCAUCAUCAUCAACAAAUUUGGGCUGGCUGGCUUCGUCAAAGGGGAACAAAACUCAAGAUAAGAGCCUCUCUGUUGGGUGGUUUCCAGCUUUGAAACGGUUCAGCAUCACUUACUGUAAUCUAGAAGAAGUUGAUUUCCUCGAGAGUCUUGAUUGCCUUUCCACGCUAGAAGAAUUAUGUCUAUCAGGAAACAAUUUCGUUAGCCUCCCUGCAUCAUGUAUCACUAGAUUUACCCAUUUGAAAUCCCUUCCAUUGUGGAAUUGCAAUGGGCUUCAACAAAAGAAUGCAAGUAGUGGUGGCAAAUCCUUCAUCGAUAAUUUAACGAUGAUGAUUCCUAUAUUAUAUAGAUUCUGUGGAAAAAUGAUAACUACAAUUAAAAUUAGAGGAGGGGAGUUACCAGAAUGGUUUCGGCAUCAAACUAAGGAGAAUGAGAUGUGUUUCCGAGUGCCUCCACCUAAAAAUGCCAAGUUAGCAGGUUUGGUUAUCGGUGUUGCUUCCAAACGGCGCCCUCCUCUCUGCGAUUUGACGGUGUCUAUCAUUAUUAAUAAUGGUCGUCAAUCAGAUCCCGUAGCCAAAUCCUACGAGGUUUGCUUUUAUAAACAUGAACUGGGAUUAGAUGGAGUACUGUGGCUAUUGUGCCUUCCACGUGGUGCCCUCGAGUGGCGGGAUGAGAUCACCAAUGAAGGGGAUCACUUUGGAGUUUCAUUUCAAUUUCCUGGAUGGAGAGUACCGGAGUGUGAAAAAUAUAAUGACAAGUUGGGAGUUCAUUUUGUAUUCGAGCAAAACGACAACACGGAUGAUGAUGAUCCAAGAGUGAUCCGGCAUUGCCGUUCUCCUAACAAUAAGAUAGCUAUCUUGGAGAACGAUAAUUGUUGCCAACUACAGCAACAGCUAGCAGAACAACAGGCACGCGGACGGAGACGGGAGAGUUUUUUGUAUGAUUUUUGAAAUAUUAUUUUGUAAUAUUAUUUUUUGUUUUAGAAUUUAAAAAAAUUGAAUUA
Molecule: messenger RNA, 3599 nt
Organism: Carya illinoinensis
Lineage: Eukaryota; Viridiplantae; Streptophyta; Magnoliopsida; Fagales; Juglandaceae
Product: disease resistance protein RUN1-like
Exons: 4
Coding region: 238-3546 (1102 amino acids)
Biological process (GO): defense response; signal transduction
Molecular function (GO): ADP binding
Source: RefSeq, a predicted model, not a curated record